Molecule: messenger RNA, 1668 nt
Organism: Talaromyces marneffei
Lineage: Eukaryota; Fungi; Ascomycota; Eurotiomycetes; Eurotiales; Trichocomaceae
Exons: 3
Coding region: 1-1668 (555 amino acids)
Biological process (GO): response to heat; protein refolding
Cellular component (GO): cytoplasm
Molecular function (GO): heat shock protein binding; ATP binding
Source: RefSeq, a predicted model, not a curated record
AUGGCCGCAACACCUGCGGGACUGCCUAAGGCAGUCGCUAUUCCUACGAGAAUCCUUAUUAGGUCAUCGCGGCCAACUGCUGGCAAGUGUCCUAGCUUCUGUCAACAAGUCAACAGUCGUUUGUUUUAUGACCAUCGGUAUUCGUCGCCUCCUGGUCGGUCUCACAAUGCUCUUCCUCCAAGAAAAGAGCCUCUCCCUUGGGGCGCUAGGGAAUUCCAUGCCUCCUCCGCACAACAAGCAAUGAAAGAUCCCUACAAAGUCCUCGGAGUCGACAAGAACGCUUCCGCAGCUGAUAUUAAGAAAGCGUACUACGGAAUGGCCAAGAAAUUUCACCCCGAUACGAACAAGGAACCUGGCGCCAAGGACAAAUUUGCGGAAGCACAAUCUGCCUAUGAACUACUUUCUGAUGCGAAAAAGAAGGAAGCAUACGAUAGAUAUGGUUCAGGAGCAUUUGACCAGAAUGGAGGAUUCGAUCCGAACGCUGGUGCAAAUCCGUUUUCCGGAGCCGGGGGUUUCCAUGGUUUUGGCGGUGCUGGCUUUGGCAGUAGUGGUUUUGGGAGUGGUGGCUUUGGUGGUGGGUUCUCUGGGGACAUCAAUUUUGAAGAUCUUUUCGGUGCGUUUACCGGAGGUGCUGGGCGCGCGGGGAGACGACGCGCGUCACCACACGAGUCAAUACUAGUGGGAGAAGAUAUCGAAGUCCAGACAAACAUAUCUUUUAUGGAAGCUGCAAAAGGAACCGGCAAGGAUAUCUUCAUUACGCCACUUGUUGAAUGUCAGACUUGUACAGGAAGUGGUCUCAAAAAAGGCGCCAAACGAUCUCAGUGCAAGUCGUGCAAUGGAUCCGGCACUCGGGUUCAUUUCAUGCAAGGAGGAUUUCAACUGGCUAGCACUUGCGAUGUUUGCAAUGGGUCUGGAAUGGUUACUCCUCGUGGCUCUGACUGUGGCACUUGCAGUGGGCAGGGAGUGGUUAGGGAUCGACGGACUGUCCAUGUUGAUAUCCCUGGAGGAGUGGAGGAUGGUAUGAGGAUCCGGGUUGCUGCGGAAGGUGACUCUCCUCCAACAGGUGGCGCCAACGCCGGCACACGAACACAGCGUGGUGAUCUAUACGUUUCGAUCCGUGUUGCGCCCGACCAUCGCUUCAGUCGUUCCGGUUCUGAUAUUCUCUAUACCGCCUCACUACCAUUGACUACUGCUCUGCUUGGUGGGGAGGUUACGGUGCCGACACUCGACGGAGAAGUGAAAGUCAAGGUCGCCACUGGUACGGGCACUGGUGAUCGUAUCACGCUUUCAGGAAUGGGUAUGCGCAAGCUUGGAGGUCGCGGCCGCAGCUUUAGUCCCACCGGAGACCUCCGGGUGGAGUUCAAGGUUCAGAUGCCAAAGUACCUGAAUGAAAAUCAACGAACAAUUUUGGAAGUGCUGGCAGAUGAGAUGGGGGAUAAGACUGCUAAGCGUAUUAUGAAUGUUGGAAAGGACAGUGGCACUCCUCCCAGCUCCGGUGCCAGUAGGUCAACAGAAGAUUCGCACAAGAAUGAGGGUUUCCUCAAAUCCGCAUGGCACCGUCUCACUAAUCAGCACAAAUCGUCUGAGUCCAAGGCCACCGACGCAUCGAAGAAUGACGCCUCAAAGAAGGAAACCGACGACCCCAAGAAACCUUCGGAAUCGAGCUAA